AAUGACAUUUGUAUCCAAGGCGGGGAGCACAAACUUAAUAAUGGUUGACGAUUAAAGUCGGCAUUUGCGUGGUUCGUACAUCUAUAGUCUGUUAUUAGUUAGUGUACUGUCUAAUAGAAUUUCAUUUUUGGCGUUUUAGCCUUCCUAAGCCAUAUUCCAGACAUUGAUGGUACCCAUACAUCUUACAAAGUUCAUUCAAUUUUGUUUGAGCAUACCUUGACAGCAAAAGAGCACAUGUAUCUAAUCUACACUUGCAGACAGUUUAUCUGUGGCCCUGAAGUUAUGAUAAUGCAAGAUGGAAAUUACAUAGUAUUCUGAUGUGUGCUAGUAAAACUAAGAAGCCAGCUGCUGAAGAUCUGUAAAUUAAAAAUAACUCCAACAUGGAACAAAAUGGAAUAAACUCACUUAUUAGUCGCUAUAUUGAUUCAGUACAAGUUCUCCCUCUAGAAAUGCAGUCCAGGAUCACCGAGUACUUACAGUCAGAUCUUCAACAACGCCACUUAUUAACACUCGCCAAGCGCACAGUGGAGGAUUUAAAAACAGCUGCGGAUGACGAUGCCAAAAAGAAACACCUAAGACAGCUUAUUUAUGUCUUAGUUGCUAUUCAAAAUAUAUGUGAUCGUAGGAUAAGUAAUCUGGAUGAGUUAGAUGAAGUGGUUGAAACGCACUCCCUAAAGCUGAUGAACGCCAAACUGAAAGUGGAUACUACUAUCAGUUCACAACUUGCUGCCUCAAAUACAGAAAAUACCCCGGAAAGUGAAGUUGAUAUCAGUGAUCAAGAAGCCUCUGACCAUGAAUGUAAUGUGAAUCUCAUACGACGUAAUUCCACUCAAGAAUCAAGUUCUGAUAAGUGUAUUGUAAACUCUUCAUCAUCAAACGCACGGUGUAAUGAUGUUAACAUAAGAGGCAAAGAACGUUUCCCACUACGAGCCGUUAGUACAAAUAAUCGGGCGGCAUCGCGACGAUCAUUAAACAAGUGGGUUUCCGGUGUGCAUCGUUUCAAAUCUGUUACUUCUAUUAUCAGUACCAACAUUGAUAAUGCCCUGAAGUCCCAUAGCGACUUCAAUCACAGGUCAACUAAAAGGACAUCUCUAGAUCUUAAGCAGCAUAGGGUAGGUGUGACCUAUGCUCGUUAUUCAAGGGCUCAACAGCAAAGAUUCAAAAGCCGUGUAUUAUCAAGACCGCUUCAUUCAAAUCGUACGAGAGCUCCUCAGUACCUGGAUUAUGCAAUGCUUAGGCAUGGACCUCGUAAGCGAAAAACUGUGGUCUCAAAAUAUGCCCAUCCAGAUUCUUUACGAAACCGCAAUGAAACAAGACUUGUGGGUGGUGUAAAACGUCGGCACGAACAUAGCCACUCUAGUCUCUACGACAACGACGAUUGCUUUGAUUCACCAGUCAAACCUUUAAGUGAGUUGACUACUGAAGAAGAUAAAAUGGACGAGAGAGAUGCGUAUACAUUGCUUAGUUUAAAAAGUCCCAGAAGGUUAGGAGAAAGGUCGUCGGAGUGGAAUAACAGUUAUAGUGAGAAUGAGACUUCAGAAGACGUAGAUUGUAGUGAUAACAUUGGUCAUAACGCAUAUAGUGUGAACUGCGAUCAAGAUUGUCCUCGGGAGACACAGAGGUCUAGAACGUCGACUAAUCAGCUAUCAAAUGUACCGAAUAGUGACGCAGGUCGCCAUAAGUUGUAUAGACUUCGAAGAGCGCCGAACAGUAGUGCACACUCCAAUCAGCCACAUCGACUAAAUUCUGUUGUUACAUCUGUAUCGCCGGAACAUUCAACUAAUCGUGGUUCUAUUUCAACUCAAAAUAAUUAUCACAGCAACACUAGGCGGGGGUGUAGAAGUAGUAACAUCACGCGCCAUAAAUCAGAUGCUCAACUGAACGCACGCUCACCACCAGGGAGUCCAUUUAAUUAUGGAACACAUACUGAUGAUAUAAAUCCAUUCCGACACAAAGUACCUUCAGCAACUAGCCCCAGUCACAGUGUGAGUGAAGCAAGCGCAAGUCCCGAUGAACGUCUGUAUUGCAUUUGCAAAAAAGUAUCAUUCGGCGAUAUGAUAGCUUGUGAUAACAAGUUUUGUGAGGUUGAGUGGUUCCAUUUUUCGUGUGUAGAUGUUCGAGUCCAGCCGAAAGGCAAAUGGUAUUGCCCUUAUUGUCGGGGUGAGUCAUCAAAGAUAAAACGACCUGAUAUCUAAUAUAUUUUGUAAAAGAACAUUUUGCACGUUUUAUACAGAAGUGAUUAUCUGAAAACGUUUUAUUAGCAUUGGUAAUACAUAUGUUUUUGAUUGUUUUUUUGAAUACUUUUAUGAAUCGGGCUUUACCAAACCUUCUAUAACUCUUCGUGUUUCCAGUAACUUGGUGCGAGCCUUUUGGUAUGCCUCUACAUUUUAUAUUUACGCAUAUGUAACACACAAAAAAACACAAAUUACUUAUUAUUGUUGAGACAUCCAUGUGCGCAAGCACAAUCCUAUAAAAACGAAAUACAUUAUCAAAAUUUUAAUAUAGCA
Molecule: messenger RNA, 2507 nt
Organism: Heterobilharzia americana
Lineage: Eukaryota; Metazoa; Platyhelminthes; Trematoda; Strigeidida; Schistosomatidae
Source: the annotation of a GenBank genome assembly